Molecule: messenger RNA, 2969 nt
Organism: Ruditapes philippinarum (Manila clam)
Lineage: Eukaryota; Metazoa; Mollusca; Bivalvia; Venerida; Veneridae
Product: zinc finger protein 845-like
Exons: 2
Coding region: 785-2707 (640 amino acids)
Biological process (GO): regulation of transcription by RNA polymerase II
Cellular component (GO): nucleus
Molecular function (GO): DNA-binding transcription activator activity, RNA polymerase II-specific; RNA polymerase II cis-regulatory region sequence-specific DNA binding
Source: RefSeq, a predicted model, not a curated record
ACGUGAGCAAUGCAAACAAUACAAUCAAAUUACAUAAAUGAACUGUAUUGAACUCUCAGUGUAUUAUAUUUGUCAUUUGACAAUAAGCUUGAUACCCUGAAAGGGUCAUCAGAAUACCAGUCAACAAUAUACAUUUCCUAUCUAGAGAUAAAAGAAAUUGUCUGAUGAUCCAAUCUGAAUCACUGCAUGACAACCAUGUGGCACUAGCAGAAAAGCAUCAACAACAACAAAAACACUGUUGAGCAGCGGUACAGAUACAAUAUGUGUGUGUGGAGAAAUAUGUUGUGAUUUGUAGAAGCAUGUGUGAAACCAGUCUUGUUAGAAAACUAUUGCUUUGGAAAUUGUGAUCAUUUAUUUUCCUUCCUGAAUUUUCUAAGUGCACUAAAACAUCAUUUUUACAAACCAGUGAGUUACAGUUUUAUUAGUGAAUAUUCCUGUAUUGGAAAAUGGGAACUCACAGUUAUGAAGAAAUUAUUUUAUUAAUCAUUGUAGAAAAUUAGUAACCUCAAAAUACACUUGUCCAUACUGUGUGUCAGUGUGUUUUAAAUCAUUUUCUUUUAGAUUCAAUCUUCAAGUAUAUAUAACAAUGUUGACUACUGAGGAAAAUUUCAGAUGCUUACUUGCGGAUAACAGUAGUCUGAAAAUACAUAUGACAAUCGCAAACUAGUUGUCCUAAAACACAUAGAACAAUACACACUGAUGAUAAGAAUCAUGAAUGUGAAUAUUCAACUUGGCACAAAGGCAAUCUUAAAAAGCACAUGAAUAUAUACAUUCGCGAAAAAUUAUGAAUGUGAAAAUUGUGAAUAUUUCCACUUUGCACAGAAGUAAUCUUGAAACGCACAUGCAAACACAUACUGGUGAGAAGAGUUAUAAAUGUGAACUUUGUCACCGUUCAUUUUCUCGCAGUGGGGAUCUUAAAAGACAUAUGAAAAUACACACUGGUGAGAGAACUUAUCAAUGUGCAAUAUGCCACCGUUCAUUUUCUCACAGUAGUAGUCUUAAGAAACAUAAUAUGAUAAUGCACACUGGUGAGAAGAAUCAUGGAUGUGAAAUAUGUCAUCGUUCAUUUACUUAUGGUAGUAAUCUUAAAAGACAUAUGAAAAUACACACUGGUGAGAAGAAUCAUAAAUGUCAAGUAUGUCAUAGUUCAUUUUCUCACAGUUGGGAUCUUAAAAGACAUAUGACAAUACACACUGGUGAGAUGAAUCAUGGAUGUGAAAUAUGUCAUCGUUCAUUUACUGAUGGUAGUAAUCUUAAAAGACAUAUGAAAAUACACACUGGUGAGAAGAAUCAUAAAUGUGAAAUAUGUCAUACUUCAUUUUCUAAUAGCAGUAAUCUUAAACAACAUCUGACAAUACACACAGGUGAGAAGAAUCAUAAGUGUGAAGUAUGUCUACGUUCAUUUUCUCGAAGAGGAGAUCUUAAAAAACAUAUGACAAUACACACUGGUGAGAAGAAUCAUAAAUGUGAAAUAUGUCAUCGUUCAUUUUCUCAGAGAAGUAAUCUUAAAACACAUAUGAUAGUACACACUGGUAAGAAGGGCCAUAAAUGUGAAAUAUGUCAUCGUUCAUUUUCUUAUAGAAGUAAUCUUAACCAACAUAUGACAAUACACACUGGUGAGAGGAAUCAUAAAUGUACAAUCUGUCAUAGUUCAUUUUCUCAGAGCAAUGGUCUUAAAGAACAUAUGACAAAACACACUGGUGAGAAGAAUCAUAAAUGUGAAAUCUGUCAUAGUUCAUUUUCUAACAACAGUAAGCUAAAAAGACACAUGACAAUACACACUGGCGAGAAGAAUCAUGAAUGUCAAAUAUGUCAUCAUUCAUUUUCUCAAAGAGGUAAUCUUAAGCAACAUAUGACAAUACACACUGGCGAGAAGAAUCAUAAAUAUGAAAUAUGUCAUCAUUCAUUUUCUCAUAGCAGUUCUCUAAAACAACAUAUGACAAUACACACUGGUGAGAAGAAUCAUAAAUGUGAAAUAUGCCAUAAUUCAUUUUCUCGAAGUGGAGAUCUUAAAAAACAUAUGACAAUACACACUGGUGAGAAGAAUCAUACUGGUGAGAAGAAUCAUAAAUGUGAAAUCUUUCAUAGUUCAUUUUCUCAGAGCAGUAAUCUUAAACAACAUAUGACAAUACACACUGGUGAGAAGAAUCAUGAAUGUAAAAUAUGCAAUCGUUUAUUUUCUCAGAGCAGUAAUCUUAAACAACAUAUGACAAUUCAUACUGGUGAGAAGAAUCAUACAUGUGAAAUAUGUCAUAAUUCAUUUUCUCGGAAUGCAGAGCUUAAAAAACAUAUGACAAUACACACUGGUGAGAAGAAUCAUAAAUGUGAAAUCUGUCAUAGUUCAUUUUCUCAGAGAAGUAAUCUUAAACAACAUAUGACAAUACACACUGGUGAGAAGAAUCAUAAAUGUGAAAUAUGUCACCAUUCAUUUUCUCAUAGCAGUUCUCUUAAAAAACAUAUGACAAUACACACUGACGUGAAGGAUCGAUCUUUUAAGGGUCGUCAAAGCCGACAUAGGCAUAUGAAUAUCCAUACUAACAAAAUUAUAUAUAAAUGCAAAUAUUGCAUCUGCCAGUGCUCCAACAGUCGUGAGAUGAAAAAACAUACGAGAAGGCAUAAAAAAGAGAAACUUUAUAAAUGUGAUACAUGUGAUAAAUCAUUUUUAAGGAAAAAAAAUCUUGAAUCGCACGUUGAGAUGCACAUUUAAGUAGACAAAAGUGCAUGCAAACCGUUUUAGCACUAUAUCUAUCAUGCAUAUCGUAUGAAAUGCUAUUAACUCUGGUAUACUGCUGAGACCGGAAAACAUAAAAACACAGCAAAAAAAAAAAGAAAAGAAAAAAACAGGUUACACAAAUUAUGUACAGUACUAAAAACUGUUGAAUUUGAAUUUAACAUUCUUCUGUUUUGUGUUAGGUUUAAAGAUUUACCAUAUAGAUAAUUACAAAUGUAAAUAUACUAUGUAUAUUUUU